AUGCCAGAGCUCGCAAAAUUUCGGUACAUUUUGACUGUCGCGCUGAGUGAUUUCACAUGGCUCGCAGAGGCGGGAGAAGAGAGAAGGAGGGCGAUGAAGGGUAAACCGCCAGCAACCUGGUACGGGAUCCCCCACUCUACUCUGCGAGCUAAGAGAAGCUAUCUAGGAGCUAAGGAAGCCAAGGUGUCAACUUUCGAGGGUACAUACUUGGGUGCGGGAAGCGUACAUAGGCAGGCAGGGGAAACAAAAUGGAUGGACGUACUUACACCGACGCUAAUGCGAUGGAAUGGCAUUUCUGCGUUCUGGACAGACAAUUUGCAGCGUGACGCACAUACCCGACGGACGUUCUACAAGCAGAAAAAUUCCGUGCACACCCUGUCUCAGGCGUUCAUCACUCACCUUUCUUCUGGAUUCCGGCAGCGGUGGCGACGGCACAACGGCUCAGAGUUGUGCACGAUCGCUGAAACUGACUCUUCACGCUGGCCGCGUACACACGAUGCCGAAGGCGAAGAUAACACAGGGGAAAUGGGAAGGAAAGAUACACGGGAACGUCCUUCAAAUUUAGGUGACCGCCCGGGAGAAGUCAGUGCAUCUACGACAAAAGUAUAA
Molecule: messenger RNA, 609 nt
Organism: Fomitiporia mediterranea MF3/22
Lineage: Eukaryota; Fungi; Basidiomycota; Agaricomycetes; Hymenochaetales; Hymenochaetaceae
Exons: 5
Coding region: 1-609 (202 amino acids)
Source: RefSeq, a predicted model, not a curated record